This is a messenger RNA of Nicrophorus vespilloides, 1477 nucleotides long. It is a transcript of the gene tilB, whose product is annotated as protein tilB. The transcript has 4 exons. Gene Ontology annotation, molecular function: protein binding. The coding region runs from base 393 to 1460 and encodes 355 amino acids. The record is from RefSeq and is a predicted model, not a curated record. Gene Ontology annotation, biological process: outer dynein arm assembly. Lineage: Eukaryota; Metazoa; Arthropoda; Insecta; Coleoptera; Silphidae. Gene Ontology annotation, cellular component: cytoplasm.
AAAGCGAAUAGAUUUAUUUAUAUAUAUAUAUAAUUGUUGAUACCCUGUAAUUACAAUUAAGUAUAACUGAUAUAGGCUUGUCAUUAUUUCAGACAGAAAACUCUUGAAUCCACAAAUACAUAAAUCGAUUUACCAUGUGUUAUUGUUACUACUAUAAUAGUGCAAUCAAUUACCUACAAUAAUGACUGGACUAUAUACAUAUAUUACGUUAAUGUAUAUUGAUAUAAGCUUAACAUCCCUAAUAAAGUAAGAAAGAAAAUAUAACAGUUCAGUCGUCUUUUUUAUUGAUCUUAUUUAGAAUAAAACGGAAGUUUGAUCGAUACUACUUUAUGUCAUAGUAUUGUCACAGAUAUGGUGAAAAGUGGGUAUGCUUCGUAAUUUGAAUAUGUGCGAUGAUUAAUGUUUUUUUUACUACAGUUACAGAAGAACUGGUUCGAAAAAAGUCUGAGCACAAUGAGUGCGUUAUUGGUACGCUCGAAGAGCUGUCGUUGCAUCAAGAGGACGUCGAAAAGAUAGAGUAUCUACACAAUUGGUGUAAAGGUCUUCAGAUUCUAUAUUUGCAAUCAAAUUUGAUUUCUAAAAUAGAAAAUUUGAACAAAUUGAAGCAACUGGAGUAUCUAAAUUUGGCAAUAAACAAUAUUGAGAAAAUCGAAAACUUGGAGAGGUGCGAAUCACUGCAAAAGUUGGAUUUAACUUUGAAUUUUAUUGGAGAACUGGAGAGCGUACGCAAUCUGAUACCAAACAUCCAUCUGAGACAACUGUACUUAACGGGUAAUCCGUGCACCGAGUACGAAGGCUACAGGGAUUACGUUAUUGCGAUAUUGGAGCAGAUCGAAACCUUAGACAACGUAUCAAUUACUAGAAGUGAACGAAUCAAGGCGAAGCAGAAACUAAGAGAAUCAGAAAAAACUAUCAGACGAGCGCAAAAAGAGUACGAGAAAUUUCGAGAGGAGCAAAAGGCCAGAUUGUCCAUCGUCGACGAUACUAUUGAUGAUGAAUCAUUUUGGAAAUCGACGUCGGAACAUGCACCGGAAACGCGAUUGGAAAUCUCUCGAAGAUCUCGAUUAGCUAGAGGAAAGGAUAAGAAAGAGGAAGUGGGCGAAACAAAAGCAAUUUCUGUUUUCAAUAGAGAUGGUCGCCCUUUGAAUAUGAAUCAGGCUAAAGUUCAAUUUAAAUUUGACGAUAGCGAUUCCGAAUCUUACACUUUGGAUAUUUCUGUUUAUAAAUUUCUGGAUACGAGUUAUAUUGAUGUUGAUCUUCAGCCUAUAUUCGUUAAAAUUACUAUAAAAGGUAAAAUCUUUCAAUACGUCUUUCCUGAAGAAAUUAUCACCAAUAAGAGUAAGGUACAGAGGUCGCAAACUACGGGACAUCUGUUGCUAACUAUGCCUAAGCUCAAUUAUAAAUCGAAUAUAAUUAAAUCGAAAGCUUUGCCGAAACCUAGACUUGAAAAAAAUAGGUGAGUCCAAAUUACUAUCUG